AGGCAGAACACUUGAUAAACAAGCCACAUUUUAUUUUUCAAAUGUGGUUUGAACUGGGUGUGACCUAGUAACCUAUGUGAAAUUACUGCAAUUGGCUGGGAUAGGUGGGGCAGGUUUGAGACUGAUCUCAGGAAUUAAUAAGAAAAAUACACUUUCUCAGCUGCUUCAACAAUGUCUGUAAAUGAAUAACUUAAAUGCUAAAUAUUUCCAAUAGAUGGCAGCAUAAGACCACGAAGCAUCAGUUAUAGGCAUUGAUUGACAUAAUAUAGCAUGCAACCAAAGACUAUGUCCUAUGAUUUUCUAAAAUGGUCACUCUCAUUCCUUUACAGGUAGCUAUUUGUCUAAUAUUAGGCCUGUGAGCAAAAAAAUUGUGACUAUAGCAGGUAUUGAAACCCGGCCAAAUAAUCACUAGGCAGGUGCACUAACCUCAACCCUAGUAGAUAUACAUAUAUAUAUAUAUAUAUAUAAAAAAACAUCUUCAAAUAGAAAAGAGUGCUCCUCCUAGUGGCCGCCUCUGAAUGUGUGACCAGAAGGAAAUUGGCAGACCUGCAACCCUUGGACUGUGUAUUGGUUUUGUCACCUGGAGCUGAAAAAAUAGAGAGAUGGGGAGGGAGGGGUGAAAGAGUGCAGUUUAAAGGUUUAUCAUUAAUAACUGACACAAUUCUGUAAUUAAUACACAUUAGAAUAAUAAUACAUAGUGACAAAUAGUUACUGUAUUGUUUAGUGUUUUAUUUACUCAGGUAGUGCCCCAAUGAGGGAUCGAACCAUGUCUCAAAAGCAGCAGAAAAGGUAAAAUAAGGUCACCAAAAUGUCCGUUAGGGGUAUACACGACUGGCCGUACACAGUAGGCAGCUGAUUGUUCGCAGACCUCCAAAAUACCAUAGAAGAAGAAGAAACGGAUGUAAGCUAAGCGGUUUGAGCUUCCUUGGCAACGUGAGGCUUUUUAUAGCUACAUUUUGUUAGCAUGUCUUCAAUAGUGUUGGAUUUUCGUGCAUAGGUCACGUGAGUAGUUUGUCUCGUUUCCUAGUUAAUGCUACCUAUUGUUUUGCGGUGCUAGCUAACGUUAGCUAUGUUUUUAUCUAGCUAACGUUAGCCGGUAGAGUUCGCACCUGUUAGACAAAAAUGUCCACAUACCAUUUUUAUCGCGCAGUGCAGCUAGUUAUUGUACUUUCUGCACGUGUGACCCAUGCGGCCACAGAUGGAGGAGUCAACACAGAGUCUUCAAUAACAACGAACAGUCCAAAAACCUAUGAGUCUUUCAGUAGCACUGACCCGAUGUAUACCGUUUCAACUGUUGCAUUGGAUACUUUUGCAACUGCUUCUGCUGAAACUGUCACUCAAGAUGGUGUUUCCACGGUAACCACGGACCUGGCUCCAUCAUCUGAAGCCACCACCGAGCCAGUCAUUGAAACUGUCGCACCUCCUGUUGAAACUACUGCCAAAACAAGUCUGAUUCCAAAAGUGUGUUUAUGUGAUUUGACCCCAGACUUCUGUGAUAUUGGCUGCUGCUGUGACAUUGUGGACUGCGACAUCCCUGACUUGAGCUCUGUCUUCAAUGGAUGUUUAGAUGAAGUCAUAUAUGGUGAAUGCAUUGAGAGCUGGUUGAUAUUCAGAGUCAAUGUGGAUCCUUCAUGCGUCACUGUCACAAACAAAUUUGUCUGCAUUCGACCAGAAGAGGGUAAACACACACACACACACACACACACACACAAAAACAACAUUUUCCUGAUGGUGAUCCAUCCAUUCCUUUCUACAGAUAAUAAUACAGUUUCCCAGAUCCUUCCAGCUCUUGCUAAUACACCAUUGGACUCCUCCUACCACUUCUCUUGGAAGGGAUCCGCAACUUAUAGUACCCACACCAAAGAUUUCUACAGGGUUGAUGACACAAUCAUGUCCCAUUUCAACAGCUCCUCCAUUCGUGGGGUCCUUCGACAGCCUUCACCAGGGGCCGCCACGUCUUCCUGUGUCGACCGUAACCCUGCCAGGUUCCUGAGGUCUAUUUCUCUCUCUUGCACCCGCACACUGACUCCCCUAUCCUGUGCCACAGACCCCAGUCUCAAUGCACAGUCCUACUUCCAUGACAUCAGCCUGCUCAAGAUUCCAGUCCGUGAGAGUAUUCAGAUUUUACCAGAAAAUCUGAUCCCAGUCACUCCAGUAGUUGGCCAUGGUUGGCCUAAACCGAGAGAACAAAAUGGUUCCUGUCUCAAUGUGGUGUCAAAGGUGGACUAUCUUAUAUGGUACACAAUUAUAGGGGAGAUCGCUAUGGCAACAGUAAACAUGGUCUUGGUAGACACUGACUCGGAUACGAAUCUUUUGCAGAAGCACACUGUCCGUUUUCAGUUAUCCACGCCCCCUCCUACUCCUGAACCAACCCCUGUGGUGGGACUAACAAUGGGGACUCCUGUGAUUGGUCAGUUUGGCGACGCGGUCCAACCUCUAACACUUCUGGGUGUGUCACUGGGGGGAGAGUGCUCUAUUAACCCCAGCAGCCGCAUGCCCAUCCUUUUCACUCACAACACCAUCACAGGAUGUACCUUCAGUUCUCCCUCAAGUAACUGCUCUAAGCUGCGCUCCCAGCUCUAUAGAGUCCUCCGGGGGGUUGCCACACCCAACCUGGUUGCCAUGACUGUGGGGUCACAACCAGACUGGGCAAGAGUCAUCACACAGGCAUGCUCUGUGACGCCACAGUCUCCGGAGGAGUCGUGUGAGUCCGGGUGUCUCCUCCCCCACUCCCUGUCAGUCCAGGUGCUGUGGGCUCAGACAGGUCCCCUGGCCUUUCCCCAGAACUACAUUCUAGGGGCCAAAUACCUCUUCCACUGUCAGAAGGUCAAGUGUCCCCUCGUCUCGCCUUUCGCUGUGACCACAGAAGUGAUGUUUGUUGACACUACAGUCUACCCAGAACCCCCCAGGGGAACGCCACAGCCCAAGUGGAAAUUUCCAUUUGACUUCUUCUCCAGAGGGACAGGCGAGCUGGAUGGACAGACUGUCACCACCAACAGUAGUGGCCUCAAAAAGGUCACGUGGGAUAUAAUGUUUGUUGCACUACUACUGUUGUGCUGGUUUCACUAAAAUGUUUGUUACAGAACUAGAAAUGUUCACUUGAUAAUCAAUUUAGCUUGCAUGUUGGAUUUGUUUGUUACUGUUUGUGGCUGAAUAGAUUAAAUAAUUUGUGAAAUUGGGCACAAUUGUUUGGUUUGAAAUCUCAGGCAAUUUUAAAUUAAACAGCAAUGAUUUCCUAAACUACCAUAGUUAAUUUUUGUACAUUUAUUUUUUUCUUAGUCAUUAUUUCACUGAGAUAUCGGUAUGUUGCUUGCACACAGCUGUCCCUUUCCCCCCUCUUUUUGGCUCGAUCGGUUUCUGUGCUCUGUGUGUCUGUUCCUCUGCCCGGUCCUGAGGACAUAGUUGAGAAGGUGGAUGAUCCCAGCAGGCGUCAUGCCUGGUAGACGGGUAGCAGCGCCCAGCUAAUUUACAAAGACAAGACAAGUGUCAAACUCAAAAACAAUCAUUUUACAAAUAAUGUAUUAUCAUGACUAUUUAAGCACAGCCCAACUUUUGGUAGAUAGAGCUUAGUUAGCUUUCAUCAAGGAACAUCCUUUGAAGCUAUAGGCCCACACACAGUACCAGUCAAAAGUUUGUCUCUAAUAAAUCUACCAUGAAUCUACCAUAGAUUUAUUAAACGAACUUAUUGUGGAUAGAAAUCUGUGUGCGAUGACAGUGCACUUCAUUUUUCGCUUAAGUUUUCAUGUACCGAAUUUGUUUCCAUCCCAUUUUCAACUACUGAUCAUUUUGCCACAAACUAUUGUGUUAAAUAGCAAAUGUACCUCCUCUGGUCUUGGCACGUGUGCUCUAGCCAACAGCUGGCAGAUACAGUGCGGGUAGGGGCUAGUCUACAUGAUGAGAAUAUUUGUCAAACAGCAGUUAAGCAUCGAUCAUGUCAUCAGAAUAAGACCCUCAAUAUUUAUUGGAAAGGAGCAUCAAGCUCAUCACAGUGCACUUUCAACACCCUACUCUUGUCUUAUCUACGCAUAGUCACUUUACCCCUACCUACAUGUGCACAUUACCUCAACUAACCCGUACCCCUACACAUUGACUCUGUACCGAUUGUAUAUCGUCUUAUUAUUUUGUUACCAUUUUUCCUUUUAUUUUUUUAACUCUGCAUUGUUGGUUAAGGGCUUGUAAAUAUGCAUUUCACAGUAGGGUCAACACCUGUUGUAAUUAAGCGCAUGUAACAAAUACAAUUUUAUGUUUCCACCACCA
Oncorhynchus masou masou (cherry salmon) is the source of this 4257-nucleotide messenger RNA. Its product is annotated as tectonic-3-like. The record is from RefSeq and is a predicted model, not a curated record. NCBI's taxonomy places the organism in Eukaryota, Metazoa, Chordata, Actinopteri, Salmoniformes, Salmonidae. Gene Ontology annotation, biological process: smoothened signaling pathway; cilium assembly.